UUCCGAUGGUCCAUGAAGCGGAUUAGGACUUCAGUCCUGAGUCUGCUGCUACAUCCUCUCAGCUGAUCCGGAGAAGUUCCUGCAGGGAAACAAACAGGCCCAGCCUGUAAGCUCAGCUCAACGCGGCACCAUGGAUUUCAACGUGAAAAAACUGGCUUCAGGCGCGGGGGUCUUCUUCACCCGAGCAGUACAGUUCACAGAGGAGAAACUGGGCCAAGCUGAGAAGACAGAGCUGGAUCCCCACUUAGAGAACCUGAUCACUCGGGCAGACUGCACCAAGAACUGGACUGAAAAAAUCUUAAAACAGACCGAGGUGCUCCUGCAGCCCAACCCAAGUGCUCGGAUAGAGGAGUUCAUCUAUGACAAGCUGGAUAAGAAGCUCCCCUCCAGGCUGACGAACCCAGAGCUGCUGGGCCAGUACAUGCUGGAAGCUGCCAAUGAAUUUGGUCCAGGAACACCUUACGGCAGUACCCUGAUCACUGUGGGUGAGUACCAGAAGAGACUGGGCGGAGCCGAGCGCGAGCUCCUCCAAACCUCAGCCGCCGGCUUCCUCACUCCUCUACGCAACUUCCUGGAAGGAGACUGGAGGACUAUAUCAAAAGAGAGGCGACUUCUAGAGAAUCGGCGGCUGGAUCUUGACAUCUGCAAAGCACGUCUGAAAAAAGCCAAACUGGCAGAAGCCAAAGCAGCGGCUGCACCUGAUUUUCAGGAGACAAGGCCUCGAAAUUAUGUUCUCUCUGCCAGUGCAUCAGCGCUGCUGAGUGAGGAAGUGGACAAAGCAGAGCACGAGCUCCGUGUAGCUCAGACAGAGUUUGACCGACAAGCUGAGGUUACCCGGCUGCUGCUGGAGGGCAUCGGCAGCACGCAUCUCAACCACCUGCGAUGUCUGCAGGAUUUUGCAGAGGCUCAGGCCACUUACUACGCCCAGUGUCAUCAUUACAUGCAGGACCUUCAGAGGGAGCUCAACAAAUGUGCUACUGUCGUCAGCACCCCCCACACUGCUGCUGCCUGCCCGGACCCUGUCUCCUCUGCUUUCCUGUCUGGACCUUCAUCCCCCGGGACCACAGUCUCCUCUCUGUCUAGCCAAAUGCCCAGCACACUGGCUAUGGAGCAGACACAGCUCCCUGUUACAGGCACGAGAAAAGCCAAGGUCCUGUAUGACUAUGAUGCCCAUGAUGUCAGCGAGCUGUCCCUCUUGGCUGAUGAGCUCAUUACCGUACACACCGUACCAGGAAUGGAUCCUGAUUGGUUGAUUGGAGAACGGGGGAACCAAAAAGGAAAAGUCCCUGUCACCUACCUCGAACUGCUGAGCUAAUGGACCACACAAGAGGACGGACACACACACACACACACACACACACACACACACACACACACACACACACACACACACACACACACACACACACACACACACACACACACACACACACACACACACACACACACACAC
This is a messenger RNA of Anoplopoma fimbria (sablefish), 1453 nucleotides long. RefSeq names its product endophilin-B2-like. Gene Ontology annotation, molecular function: protein binding. The record is from RefSeq and is a predicted model, not a curated record. Gene Ontology annotation, cellular component: membrane; cytoplasm. The transcript has 11 exons. Bases 131 to 1315 code for a protein of 394 amino acids. Gene Ontology annotation, biological process: membrane organization. NCBI's taxonomy places the organism in Eukaryota, Metazoa, Chordata, Actinopteri, Perciformes, Anoplopomatidae.